Messenger RNA from Morchella importuna, 588 nucleotides. RefSeq lists its product as uncharacterized. Lineage: Eukaryota; Fungi; Ascomycota; Pezizomycetes; Pezizales; Morchellaceae. The transcript has a single exon. The coding region runs from base 1 to 588 and encodes 195 amino acids. The record is from RefSeq and is a predicted model, not a curated record.
AUGACCGAGCCCCUUCUUUCCACCGCCACGGCCGACACCCACCCUUCUGAGGCGCCUGACGUUCCGCAAGAUCCUGAUCAGGAUGAGACCACGGUUGUUGCUAAUCCUACGAAGCAACGGCCAACUUGCGAACUAUGCGGAGAAUACUUCACUCGUAACUCAGGACUUUACCGGCACUGGGUAUAUCACCUGAACAAACCUCCAACCGAUGCGGCUGGGGUAAAGUGGCUUGCGCGUGCACCGCAAGGCGCCAAAAGGUUUUACUGCCGAAGAUGCCCACGGUACUACGGCCGCAAAAACAUGUUUGAGAACCACAUCAACAAACACCAGAAGUCUGAUCAGCAGUGCAAGGGCAAGAAGGCCCAUGUGAUGCCUAUGUACACCGAAGGCGCUAUUUCCAGUCCAACAAUGCCUAGCCCUGGGGAUGUUGAACGGGCACUCUCAAAUAAGAUGGGAGACGCCCUCGAGUUGGUAUCAGAUACCGCUACUCAGGCUGCGGCAAUCCUUCACUCAUGGCAGUUUCUGAAUCCAAGUGAGCUCAUGCUCAUUAUCCAUUUCUUUGGCAAUUCAUUACUUACCUCCACAUAG